Molecule: messenger RNA, 5327 nt
Organism: Neopsephotus bourkii (Bourke's parrot)
Lineage: Eukaryota; Metazoa; Chordata; Aves; Psittaciformes; Psittacidae
Product: complement receptor type 1-like
Exons: 33
Coding region: 6-5180 (1724 amino acids)
Biological process (GO): negative regulation of complement activation, classical pathway
Source: RefSeq, a predicted model, not a curated record
UGGGGAUGGCAAAGAAGAAUCCCAGAUAUUACCCAAACGUUCCCAGUAGCCCACAGAAAGGCAAAGAGCUGACCCCCAGGGCAAUUUCUUUUCCCUCUCCAGAGGUGACGUGUGCUCGGCCACCGAACAUCGCCAACGGGCUGCACAGUGGGCACUCCUUGGGCAGGUUUUCCCCUGGAGUGACCGUGCACUACAGCUGCCAGGAUGGCUACGCUCCGGUUGGGAAUGUGUCCAUCAACUGCACAGAGGCUGGGAUGUGGAGCUGGCCCCUGCCCCGCUGUGAAGCAAUCGGCUGUGAGAUGCCCGAGGUGCAGAACGGGAAGGUCUAUGAGCUGCAGAGCACCUACAGAGCUGGGGAGUCGCUGCAUUUUGACUGUGAUGCUGGUUACGCUGCAGAGAACAGCUACGAGGCUCAGUGCCAGCCCGGGGGCACCUGGGACCCUCCGGUGCUCCGCUGCGAGAGGGUCCGGCCGUGCCCCGUGCCUCCAGAGAUCCCCAAUGGAAGUCACAAUGGCCAAGGCAAAUCCCUUUUUACCAUGGGAAUGUUUGUAACAUACACGUGUGAUCCCAGCUACUACCUGGUUGGAAACGCCAUUGUGUUCUGCAAAGCAUCAGGGAACUGGAGCCAGCCCGGCCCUCGCUGUGAAGAGGUGACGUGUCCUCGGCCACCGAACAUCGCCAACGGGCUGCACAGUGGGCACUCCUUGGGCAGGUUUUCCCCUGGAGUGACCGUGCACUACAGCUGCCAGGAUGGCUACGCUCCGGUCGGGAAUGUGUCCAUCAGCUGCACAGAGGCUGGGAUGUGGACCUGGCCCCUGCCCCGCUGUGAAGCAAUCGGCUGUGAGAUGCCCGAGGUGCAGAACGGGAAGGUCUAUGAGCUGCAGAGCACCUACAGAGCUGGGGAGUCGCUGCAUUUUGACUGCGAUGCUGGUUACGCUGCAGAGAACAGCUACGAGGCUCAGUGCCAGCCCGGGGGCACCUGGGAUCCUCCGGUGCUCCGCUGCGAGAGGGUCCGGCCUUGCCCCGUGCCUCCAGAGAUCCCAAAUGGAAGUCACAAUGGCCAAGGCAAAUCCCUUUUUACCAUGGGAAUGUCUGUAACAUACACGUGUGAUCCCAGCUACUACCUGGUUGGAAACGCCAUUGUGUUCUGCAAAGCAUCAGGGAACUGGAGCCAGCCCGGCCCUCGCUGUGAAGCUACUGUCUGUGUACAUCCCUAUAUACGAAACGGGAGGCGAGUGGAUGGUCAAGGACUUCUCUCCGCACCUGGGCAAGCGGUGACAUUUCAGUGUCUCGAUGGUUACAGCCUGCAAGGCAGUGCUAAAGUCAUCUGCCAGGAGGAUGGAAGCUGGCACCCUCCUGUUCCCACGUGUGGUAGACUUUACCAUGACCAGGGGCUCUCAAAGAGGCCUGGACUUUCAGGUGGCUGUGGGCCUCCUACAAGGUUACACUUUGCUGAGCUAAAGGAGGAGCAUAAAAAUGAGAUUGAUUUUUCUGUGGGGAAGACUGUGCAAUACACUUGUCACCCUGGAUAUGCAAAACACCCAGGAAUGUCACCUACUAUUACAUGCCUUGAGACCGGCGUGUGGUCAGAAGCACUAGAGUUCUGUAAAAGGAAAAAAUGCACCCACCCUGGUGAGCCUGUGAAUGGGAAAAUCAGUUUCCUGAGAGAUCUCCUGUUUGGGUCAACCGUGCGCUACAGCUGUGAAAAAGGGCACAGGUUAAUUGGACAAGCCAGCAGACGAUGUGAGAUUUCUGGUGGACGUGUUGCAUGGAGCGGUGACGUUCCUGUUUGUCAGCGUAUCCCUUGUGAGCCGCCUCCAGACAUUCCCAAUGGGAAGCACACAGGCAAGCUGCUGGAUGAAUUCCUCUUUGGCACUGCUGUAACAUACACAUGCAACCCUGGAUAUCCGCUCCAUGGAGAGCCCUCCAUCUACUGCACUACCUUGGAUGGGGAGAACGGCGUGUGGAGCGGGCCCCCGCCGUCGUGCGGAGAGGCAAGAUGUCCUGUCCCAUGGGUCCUGAAUGGGAGAAUAGUGUCUCCUAGGACUGUCUACACACACAAGUACACUUUUGCCUUUGAGUGGGAGCCAGGCUAUGUUAUAUGUGGCCACAAAGUGGUACAAUGCCAACUAAAUAGCACCUGGGAGCCACCCGUGCCAGUCUGCGAGCAGGCUGGCUGCAAUGCACCAACCAGGCUGCCAUUUGCUGAGCUGAAGGAGCGGCACAGAAACCAGACCAUCUUUCCCGUGGGGAGGACGGUGGAAUACGUGUGCCGGCCUGGGUACACCCAGCACGUCGGGAUGUCACCAGCCAUCACAUGCCUCGAGAACAGGACGUGGUCUGUGGCACUGGAGUUCUGUAAAAGAAAACAAUGUGCUAACCCAAGGGAUCCAGAGAAUGGCCAAGUUAUUGUCCUGACAGACCUCCUCUUGGGAUCCAAAGUCAAUUACACUUGUGACAAAGGGUACAAGUUGGUUGGAGGCUCUCAGAGAACAUGCAAGGUCUCUGGCACACGUGUCUUGUGGAGUGGAGAUGCUCCUGUCUGCCAGCAUAUCGCUUGCGGCCCACCUCCGAACAUCUCCCAUGGGACACACAGCGGGCACUCCAGGGACACCUUCUCCUAUGCAGACGUGGUCACCUACACCUGUGACCCCGGCCACGCUCUGGCUGGAGAGCCCUCCAUCAUCUGCAGCACAGCAGACGGGGAGCGCGGCGUGUGGAGCGGGCCACCGCCACACUGUGGAGAGGUGAAGUGUCCUUCCCCUCCAAGCAUCGCCAAUGGGCAGCACAGCAGCCAGCCCGCGGACACCCACCUUCCAGGCUCGGCUGUGAACUACACCUGCAGGGAUGGCUACUCCCUCAUUGGGAAUGCCUCCAUUAGCUGUACUGCCGCGGGAACGUGGAGCCGGCCCCUGCCUCGAUGUGAAGCAACCGGCUGCGGAAGACCGGAGAUCAAGAAUGGAAGAUCAGCUGGGCUGGAGACCAUGUACAAACUCAUGGAUACUGUUGUCUUCGAAUGUGAUUUUGGUUAUGCCUUGAAGGGCUCUCAAGAGUCUCAGUGCCAGUUUGGGGGCAAGUGGGACCCUCCUGUCCCCACCUGUGAAAAGAUGCUACAGUGUCCUUCCCCUCCAAAUAUCAAAAAUGGCCAUCAGGACAGCAAGGAUGUGAAGGUGUUUGUCCCAGGAGUAUCUGUGAAGUACUACUGUGACACAGGGUACGUCCUCACUGGGAAAACAACAGUUUCUUGUUUGAUGUCUGGAACCUGGAGCAUCCCUUACCCACGGUGUGAAGUGAUCACCUGCACAAGCCCCAGCAUCCAGGAUGGAGAAGUGGCUGAAGGACGGAGCACUGCCUACCACCCUGGGGCCAACGUCACCUUCCAGUGUCACCCGGGCUAUGUGCUGCGGGGCAGCCGUGCAGCCAAGUGCCAGCCCGAUGGCCGCUGGGUGCCUGCUGUCCCUACCUGCAAGCCAGUGCUGCCUUGUCCUCCACCUCCCACCAUUGCCCACGCCACGCACAGUGCAGAGCUCGAGGCAAACUUCACCGCUGGCAUGUCCGUGAGCUACAGCUGCCAGCCCGGCUUCUCCCUCCUCGGAGACCCCUCUGUCCUGUGCACAGCCUCAGGGAACUGGAGCCUCCCAUACCCCCGCUGCACAGUGCUGCAAUGUCCUUCACCUCCAAAUAUUGACAAUGGAAAUCACAGCAGCCAGGGCUUGGAAGUUUUCACUGCUGGGAUGGUUGUAAAUUACAGCUGUGACCCUGGCUACAGUCUCCUGGGAGAGGCAUCGAUUCACUGCACUGACUCAGGAAACUGGAGUCUUCCUCUUCCUCAGUGUGCAGAUGGCUGUGGCCCACCUCCAAACUUAACCUUUGCUGAGCUCACUGAGGAUUACAGGAACCUGACGGAGUUCCCUGUUGGAGACACUGUGCGAUACCGCUGCCCCCCGGGAUACAUGAAACACCCCGGAGUAUCCCCAACUCUGACAUGCCUCCAAAACUCCACGUGGUCUGAAGCGCUAGAGUUCUGUAAAAGGAAGCAAUGUAAAUCCCCAGGAACACCAAAGAAUGGCAGAGUUGUUGUUCUGACCGAUCUCCUUUUUGGGUCAACCGUGAGCUACACAUGUAAAGAAGGGUACCGACUGGUUGGACAGUCUCAGAGGCGAUGUGUGGGUUUUGGACAAGAUGUCGCAUGGAGUGGUGGUCUUCCCAUUUGUCAAAAGGUGGUAUGUCCAGCCCCAAAGAUCCAGAAUGGGAAAGUAUCUGUUCUGAAGUCUCACUACCUAUACAAAGACACUGUUGGCUUUAAGUGCCAUAAAGGUUUCACCUUGCGAGGCAAUCACACAGUGCAGUGCCAAGCUGAUAAAACAUGGGAUCCACCAGUACCAGUCUGUGAGCAGGAUGGAGUGGCAGAACACUAUCGUCAUCCUCACACCACCACAAAGCCAGAAGUGAAGUGUCAGCCUCCUCCAAGCAUUGUCAACGGGGAACACAGUGGACAUUUCUUAGACACUUUUCAUGUAGGAGCACUUGUACGCUAUCGCUGCAAACGGGGCUUCUCCCUCAUUGGGAAUAAAUCUGUUCGUUGUGCAACAUCUGGAGUCUGGAGCCAUCCCCCUCCUCGGUGUGAAGUUGUGAAGUGUCUCCGUCCUCCAAACAUCACCAAUGGGAAGCUCAAAGGCAACAUCUCUAACACUUUUUCCUAUGGAGCGUCUGUAUCCUACAGCUGCAAUCCUGGUUAUUCACUCGUUGGGAAUGCUUUCAUCAACUGCACGGUGAAAGGAACCUGGAGCCAGCUUCCUCCUCAGUGCAAAGAGAUCAGAUGUGUAUUCCCAGAAGUUCAAGGUGUUAAGAAAGCCAUUCAAGGAAACACUUAUCGCUCUGGGACUAACAUCACUCUUGAAUGUGAUGAUGGUUACACCUUGGAAGGCAUCAGUCAGAUUCAGUGCCAAGAAGACUUCAGCUGGGACCCUCCUAUACCCGCCUGUAAACUGACAUCACACAAGUCUGGUUCCGUAGGUGUAGGAGUCGUAGCUGCAGGAGUCCUGCUUCUCCUAGGGGCAGGCGUUGUCUGGAAAAUUAUUUCCAAGCAGAAGGAAGGCUACUAUGAUACAUAUGAAAACCACAGUUACCAAACCCCUCUGAAUGAGAUAACUGAACCAAAGUGUUCGUGUCUUCAAUAGAAGGUAUGGAUUUCUAUUCCUCAACAGAAAAUGUCAGUUAUAGCAGGAACUUGAGUUGUUCCAAUAUAGUCCUUGAAGGUGAAAACCAUCUUCUUUCAAUGAUAUGGUAAGAUGCUUUCUUUUGCUGAAUAAAAAGAGACUGUUUUA